AUGAUUUUUAGUUUUGAUGGUUGUGCGUGGACCUUCCUGUGGCUUGGGGCAGUUGCUUUAGCUGCUAAUCAGGAGCAAACGCCGGUGUUCAGAAGGGGAGGUUCGAAGUUCAUCAUGGAAUCUCUUCUGACCAGUUGUGAUCACAACUUUGUGGAGUAUUUCCGAAAAGUUCCCGACAAGGUGGACAUAUACACCUUCCGCGUGGUGAAACUGGCUUCAACCUUUUCCAUCGACAUAGCCGUGAGGGUCCUGAAAACCAAGAGAGUAAUGUACAAAGUGGACAACUUGGACGGCUGUCAAUUUCUAAUGAAUCCCCUGAUGAAUCGCGUUUUUGGGUCUGUUUACAAGCGACUAAUCGUGAAUGGCACUUUCUUUAGCUGCCCGAUAAAGCCGGGUGUUUAUUACCUCAGGAACGAGGGUUCUGUGGCCAUGUUGCCCUCUUUUCACCCGCCGGGAAGAUAUCAGAUCACCAUGCGCGUUCGGAUGCAUGAAAGUCGAGCACCCUUUGUGAUGGAGAUGCUAUGGAUAUAUAAUGUAGUCAAAAUAAAGUAA
Drosophila takahashii is the source of this 552-nucleotide messenger RNA. RefSeq lists its product as uncharacterized. Lineage: Eukaryota; Metazoa; Arthropoda; Insecta; Diptera; Drosophilidae. The record is from RefSeq and is a predicted model, not a curated record.